Messenger RNA from Zophobas morio, 17764 nucleotides. RefSeq lists its product as uncharacterized. The transcript has 7 exons. Lineage: Eukaryota; Metazoa; Arthropoda; Insecta; Coleoptera; Tenebrionidae. The coding region runs from base 171 to 17726 and encodes 5851 amino acids. The record is from RefSeq and is a predicted model, not a curated record.
CUUUGCGCGAUUCCAGGCAAGUUAGACCGAGUAGUUCUAGUGUAGUGCGAAAUAGAAAAGUAAGUCAAGUCAAACGGCAAUUGGAUGAUGAAGGCGGUGUUUGGGAAUGGUUUAAUUGGCCAACUGGAAAAAGAUUCGAACUAACUUCUAGUGAAACAUAUGCUGAACCCAUGGAAACUACAACGUCGUUAAAUGUUUUGAACGAGGUGCAACAUGUGUUAGACGAGGUAGAACCAGCACCAAGAAUGACAGUUAAAACUACAACUACUGAAUUGCCCUUAAAUCAGCUUAAAAGUGCAUUAAAUUCUUUAGAACAAAAUGAUGUAGAGGAAAAUAUAAAUGAAAAUAGUGAUGUUGCACAAAAACAAGAACAUAUUAUUAAUGAAGUCGCACAAAUGGUCACCAAAAUUCAGCAAAGUAAUGAAGAAGAAGAACCCCUGUACUCCACCCAACGCACCUUCGACGAAUUAUUAAAUUCUGAAGUUUGGAAUGUUCUUGAAAACUCAUCACGGUUACUUUAUCUUCCUACCACUGAAGUUUAUAAUAAGGCACCACAGGUUGAAAAAUCUACGAAAUAUACAAGCGAAAGACAUCAUACAAACAAAAAUAUGCACGAACAUUAUAUCGGCAACAAAGUUCAUCAUGUUACUAUGAUACACAAAGAAGAGUCCUUUAAAAACUAUCCACACAAGGAAAAAACAUCGGAACACACAACCAUAAAAUUAGGAAAAGGUACAGAUAAAUCUGUCCACGAAAAGUAUGCCGGCAAUCAAUUACAGCACGUCACAGUUAAUCAACAUCACGAUGUAGAUCAGUUUUCAUCAGAGUCUCCAAAAAUAAACCAACGUGGGCAGUUAAUGCAUUAUACCAAUAAAAGAAGACGUACAUCUUCGGAAACACCCUCUACACACCAACCUGUCAGUUUAUCAGAAGCAGGGAAUUCAUUGAUAGGACAAGAAAUUCCUGGUACAUAUGAAGCAGCUGAAAGUGAAGCAACAACACAAGAAAAAAAUGUUGCGCUCAAUGCAGAUCGUACAACCAGAGUACAAGAAGGUACAGAAAAAGCAACGUUAUUUUUGGAUGAACUUCAUAAGGGACAUGGUCAGAGAAUGCACUAUACCAAUAAAAGAAGACGUACAUCUACGGAAACACCCUCAACACAUCAACCUGUCAGUUUGUCAGAAGCAGGGAAUUCAUUCAUAGAUGAGUUUCAUAACAAACAUGAAACAUCUACCUUAUGUGUUCUUUGUAACAAAGGACAAGAAAUUCCUGGGACAUAUGAAGCAGCUAAAAAUGAAGUAACAACACAAAAAACAAAUAUGGUGCCCACUGCAGGUCACACAACCGGAGUAAAAGAAGGUACAGAAAAAACAACGUUAUUUUUUGAUGAACUUCAUAAGGGAGAUGGGCAGAGAAUGCACUAUACCAAUAAAAGAAGACGUACAUCUACGGAAACACCAUCUACACAUCAACCUGUGAGUUUAUCAGAAGCAGGAAAUUCAUUCAUAGAUGAGUUUCAUAACAAACAUGAAACAUCUACCUUAUGUGUUCUUUGUAAAAAAGGAGAGGAAAUACCGGGAACAUACGCGGAAGCUAAAAGUCAAACAACUGAAAAGGAAUUAGUAAAAUCAUCAAAAACUAAACAAGAAAGUAAAUUAACGACAAAAGUAAGUGAAAAAAAGAUAAAGGUUUCAGUGCAGGUGGAGCGAACGACAAUACUUCCUGAAAGCACUAAGUCAGAGAUGACACAUAAAUAUACGGAACGCAUAACAAAACUAAACAAACCAGAGGAAAAAAUUACAACUCAAAAACCAGCUACCACUGAAAAAACAGUACAUGUGGCAGUAAAGGAAAAAGAAGAAGAAGCAACAACUGAAGUGGCUAAAAAUAAAGCGACAGCAAAUAAAGAAGAAAGUGCCACAUCUAAAGCUACUGAAGGUGGUGUGAUUUCGUCACAAAUUACCCGGGAAAAUGAGAUAAAAAGUAGCAAAGGAGAAGAAGGUGGCACAACAAAAAUUUUUACAAAUUCGGAAGCAUUACAUACUUCAAUACAAUCUACGAAAAUAAUAAACAAAGAGGCAGAAAGUAUAACAACAGAAAAAAAGGGAGGAGCAACAAAAGAAGAAGGGCAAAUUGUUCAAAGUGGAGCAACAACACCAUAUGCUACAACAGAACACAAAGGAGAAUUACACAAAGAGGAAGAAGGUGCAACAAAAUAUAAAGAAGAAGAAGCAAGCAAGAAGACAGAAAGUGUAACAACUGAAAAAGCUGAAGGCGGUUCGCCGAGAGCACAAACAACAAAACAACACGAAGGUACAGAAACCAAAGUGCAGGAAGUGGGUACUACACAAUUAAGCGAAGAUGUCGAAAUUACAGUUGUUGCUGCAACAGACUAUAUCGAAGAAGUGAGCAAAGAAGCAGAAAUUGUAACAAGUGAAGAAGUUGAAGGUGGUAUCACUACAAUGCAAGCAGAAAAAGAACACGAAGGAGAAGAGACUAAGGAGGAAUCAGUUGCUACGACUCAGUUAGUUGAGGGUGGCGCAACACCAGCUUCCGCCGUGACAGAACAUGUUGAAGAACUCAGCAAAGAAGCAGAAGCUGUGACAACUGCAGUAGUUAAAGGAGGUGCGACCACACUACAAGCAGGAAAAGAACAUGAAGAAAAUACCAAAGAGGAACAAGUUGUCACAACACAAGUAGCUGAGGGUGGCGCGACGACAGCUCACGCUGCGAAAGAAAAUGGAGAAGAACUAAACAAGGGGGCACAAGCUGUGACAACUGAAGUAGUUGAAAGUGGCGCGACCACAGUACAAGCAGGAAAAGAAAACGGAGGGGAAGAGACCAAAGAGGAAGCAGUUGGCACAACACAAUUAGCCGAAGGAGGCGCAACGACAGCUCACGCUGUGGCAGAACACGAAGAAGAAGUACGCAAGGAAGAAGAAAUUGUAACAACUGAAGUAGUUGAAGGUGGUGCGACCACAGCACAAGCAGGAAACGAACACGAAGCGGAAGAGACCAAAAAGGAAGCAGUUGGCACAACAAAACUAGUUGAAGGUGGUGCGACGACAAAACAUGCUGCGACAGAACAUGGAAAAGAAGUAAAUACGGAGGCAGAAGCUGUCACAACUGAAGAAGUUCAAGGUGGUGCGACCACAGGGCUAGCAGGAAAAGAACAAGAAGGGGAAGAGACCAAGGAGGAAGAAGUUGCCACAACACAACUAGUUGAAAGUGGUGCGACGACAGCACAUGUUGCGACAGAACAUGGAGAAAAAGUUAAUAAGGAGGCAGAAGCUGUGACAACUGAAGUAGUUGAAGGUGGUGGGACCACUGAAGAAGCGGGAAACGAACACGAAGAGGAAAAGACCAAAGAGGAAGAAGUUGGCACAACACAACUAGUUGAAGGUGGUGCGGCGACAGCUCAUGUUGGGACAGAACAUGGAGAAGAAGUAAGCAAGAAGACAGAAGCUGUCACAACUGGAGAAGUUCAAGCUGGUGCGACCACAGUACAAGCAGGAAAAGAACACGAAGGGGGAGAGACCAAGGAGGAACAAGUUGGCACAACACAACUAGUUGACGGUGGUGCAACGACAGCUCAUGUUGCGACAGAACAUGGAGAAGGGGUAAGCACGGAGGCAGAAGCUGUCACAACUGAAGAAGUUCAAGGUGGUGCGACCACCGUACAAGCAGGAAAGGAACAUGAAGGGGAAGAGACCAAGGAGGAAAAACUUGGCACAACAAAAUUAGUAGAAGCAGGCGAAACGACAGCUCACGUUGUGGCAGAACACGAAGAAGAAGUAAGCACGGAGGCAGAAGUUGUGACAACCGAAGUAGUUGAAGGUGGUGCGACCACAGUACAGGCAGGAAAAGAACAAGAAGGGGAAGAGAUCAAGGAGGAAGAAGUUGCCACAACACAACUAGUUGAAGGUGGUGCGACGACAGCUCAUGUUGCGACAGAACAUGGAGAAGAAGUCAGCAAGGAGGCAGAAGCUGUCACAACUGAAGAAGUUCAAGGUGGUGCGACCACCGUACAAGCAGGAAAGGAACAUGAAGGGGAAGAGACCAAGGAGGAAAAACUUGGCACAACAAAAUUAGUAGAAGCAGGCGAAACGACAGCUCACGUUGUGGCAGAACACGAAGAAGAAGUAAGCACGGAGGCAGAAGCUGUGACAACCGAAGUAGUUGAAGGUGGUGCGACCACAGUACAGGCAGGAAAAGAACAAGAAGGGGAAGAGAUCAAGGAGGAAGAAGUUGCCACAACACAACUAGUUGAAGGUGGUGCGACGACAGCUCAUGUUGCGACAGAACAUGGAGAAGAAGUCAGCAAGGAGGCAGAAGCUGUCACAACUGAAGAAGUUCAAGGUGGUGCGACCACAGUACAGGCAGGAAAAGAACACGAGGGGGAAGAGAUCAAACAGGAAGAAGUUGGCACAACACAACUAGUUGAAGGUGGUGCGACGACAACUCAUGUUGCGACAGAACAUGGAGAACAUGUAAGCAAGGAGGCAGAAGCUGCCAAAACUGAAGUAGUUGAAGGUGGUGGGAUCACAGUACAAGUAGGAAAAAAACACGAAGGCGAAGAGAUCAAAGAGGAAGAAGUUGGCACAACACAACUAGUUGAUGGUGGUGCGACGACAGCUCAUGUUGCGACAGAACAUGGAGAAGAAGUCAGCAAGGAGGCAGAAGCUGUCACAACUGAAGAAGUUCAAGGUGGUGCGACCACAGUACAGGCAGGAAAAGAACACGAGGGGGAAGAGACCAAAGAGGAAGCAGUUGGCACGACACAACUAGCUGAAGGUGGUGCGACAACAGCUCAUGUUGCGACAGAACAUGGAGAAGAAGUAAGCAAGGAGGCAGAAGCUGUCACAACUGAAGAAGUUCAAGGUGGUGCGACCACAGUACAGGCAGGAAAAGAACACGAGGGGGAAGAGACCAAAGAGGAAGCAGUUGGCACGACACAACUAGCUGAAGGUGGUGCGACAACAGCUCAUGUUGCGACAGAACACGCAGAAGAAGUAAGCAAGGAGGAAGAAGCCGUCACAACUGGAGAAGUUCAGGCUGGUGCGACCACUGUACAAGUAGGAAAAGAACACGAAGGCAAAGGGAUCAAAGAGGAAGAAGUUGGCACAACGCAACUAGUUGAAGGUGGUGCGACGACAGCUCACACUGUGACACAACACGAAGAAGAAGUUAGCAAGGAGGAAGAAAUUGUAACAACUGAAGUAGUUGAAGGUGGUGCGACCACAGAACAGGCAGGAAAAGAACACGAGGGGGAAGAGACCAGAGAGGAAUCAGUUGGCACAACACAACUAGUUGAAGGUGGUGCGACGACAGCUCAUCUUGCGACAGAACAUGGAGAAGAAGUAAGUACGGAGGCAGAAGCUCUGGCAACUGAAGUAGUUGAAGGUGGUGGGACCACAGAACAAGUAGGAAAAGAACACGAAGGGGAAGAGAACAAAGAGGAAGAAGUUGGCACAACACAACUAGUUGAAGGUGGUGCGACCACAGUUCAUGUUGCGACAGAACUCGAAGAAGAAGUAAGCAAGGAGGAAGAAUUUGUAGCAACUGAAGCAGUUGAAGGUGGGGCGACCACAUUACAAGCAGGAAAAGAACACGAAGGGGAAGAGACCAAAGAGGAAGAAGUUGGCACAACACAACUAGUUGAAGGCGGUGCGACGACAGCUCAUGUUGUGACAGAACAUGGAGAAGAAUUAAGCACGGAGGCAGAAGUUAUGACAACUGAAGUAGUUGAGGGUAGUGGGACCACAGAACAAGCAGUAAAAGAACUCGAAGAAGAAGAGACCAAGGAGGAAGAAGUUGCUACAACACAACUAGUUGAAGGUGGUGCGACGACAGCUCAUGUUGCGACAGAACAUGGAGAAGAAGUCAGCAAGGAGGCAGAAGCUGUCACAACUGAAGAAGUUCAAGGUGGUGCGACCACAGUACAGGCAGGAAAAGAACACGAGGGGGAAGAGAUCAAAGAGGAAGAAGUUGGCACAACACAACUAGUUGAAGGUGGUGGGACCACAGUACAAGCAGGAAAAGAACACGAGGGGGCAGAGACCAAAGAGGAGGCAGUUGGCACAACACAACUAGUUGAAGGUGGUGCGACGACAGCCCAUGUUGCGACAGAACAUGGAGAAGAAGUAAGCAAGGAGGCAGAAGCUGUGACAACUGAAGUAGUUGAAGGUGGUGGGACCACAGGACAAGCAGGAAAAGAACAAGAAGGGGAAGAGACCAAGGAGGAAGUAGUUGCCACAACACAACUAGUUGAAGGUGGUGCGACGACAGCUCAUGUUGCGACAGAACAUGGAGAAGAAUUAAGCACGGAGGCAGAAACUAUGACAACUGAAGUAGUUAAGGGUGGUGGGACCACAGAACAAGCAGUAAAAGAACUCGAAGAAGAAGAGACCAAGGAGGAAGAAGUAGGCACAACACAACUAGUUGAAGGUGGUGCGACGACAGCUCAUUUUGCAACAGAACAUGGAGAAGGGGUAAGCACGGAGGCAGAAGCUGUCACAACUGAAGAAGUUCAAGGUGGUGCGAUCACCGUACAACCAGGAAAGGAACAUGAAGGGGAAGAGACCAAGGAGGAAGAACUUGGCACAACACAAUUAGUGGAAGGAGGCGCAACGACAGCUCACGUUGUGGCAGAACACGAAGAAGAAGUAAGCACGGAGGCAGAAGCUGUGACAACCGAAGUAGUUGAAAGUGGUGCGACCACAGUACAGGCAGGAAAAGAACACGAGGGGGAAGAGACCAAAGAGGAAGCAGUUGGCACAACACAACUAGUUGAAAGUGGCGCGACGACAGCUCAUGUUGCGACAGAAUAUGGAGAAGAAGUAAGCACGGAGGCAGAAGCUGUCACAACUGAAGUAGUUGAAAGUGGUGGGACCACAGGACAAGCAGGAAAAGAACACGAAGGGGAAGAGACCAAAGAGGAAAAAGUUGGCACGACACAACUAGUUGAAGGUGGUGCGACGACAGCUCAUGUUGCGACAGAACAUAGUGAAGAAGUAAGCAAGGAGGAAGAAAUUGUAACAACUGAAGAAGUUCAAGGUGGUGCGACCACUGUACAAGAAGGAAAAGAACACGAAGGGGGAGAGAACAAGGAGGAAGAAGUUGGCACAACACAACUAAUUGAAGGUGGGGCGACGACAGCUCAUGUUACGACAGAACACGAAGAAGAAGUAAGCAAGGAGGAAGAAUUUGUAACAACUGAGGCAGUUGAAGGUGGAGCGACCACAGGACAAGCAGGAAAAGAACACGAAGGGGAAGAGACCAAGGCAGAAGAAGUUGGCACAACACAACUAGUUGAAGGUGGUGCGACGACAGCUCAUGUUGCGAUAGAACAUGGUGAAGAAGUAAGCAAAGAGGCAGAAGCCGUCACAACUGGAGAACAUCAUGCUGGUGCGACCACUGUACAAGUUGGAAAAGAACACGAAGAGGAAGGGACCAAACUGGAAGAAGUUGGCACAACACAAUUAGGAGAAGGGGGCGCAACGACAGCUCACGCUAUCACAGAACACGAAGAAGAAGUAAGCAAAGAGGAAGAAAUUGUAACAACUGAGGUAGUUAAAGGUGGUGCGACCACAGUACAGGGAGGAAAAGAACACGAAGGGGAAGAAACCAAGGAAGAAGAAGUUGGCACAACACAACUAGUCGAAGGUGGUGCGACGACAGCUCAUGUUGCGACAGAACACGGAGAAGAAAUAAGCAAGGAGGCAGAAGCUGUCACAACUGAAGUAGUUGAAGGUGGUGGGACCACAGAACAAGCAGGAAAAGAACACGAAGGGGAAGAGACCAAAGAGGAAAAAGUUGGCACGACACAACUAGUUGAAGGUGGUGCGACGACAGCUCAUGUUGCGACAGAACAUGGUGAAGAAGUAAGCAAGGAGGAAGAAAUUGUAACAACUGAAGAAGUUCAAGGUGGUGCGACCACUGUACAAGAAGGAAAAGAACACGAAGGGGGAGAGAAUAAGGAGGAAGAAGUUGGCACAACACAACUAAUUGAAGGUGGGGCGACGACAGCUCAUGUUGCGCCAGAACACGAAGAAGAAGUAAGCAAGGAAGAAGAAAUUGUAACAACUGAGGUAGUUGAAGGUGGUGCGACCACAGUACAGGCAGGAAAAGAACACGAAGGGGAAGAGACCAAGAAAGAAGAAGUUGGCACAACACAACUAGUGGAAGGUGGUGCGACGACAGCUCAUGUUGCGACAGAAAACGGAGAAGAAGUAAGCAAAGAGGCAGAAGCCUUCACAACUGAAGAAGUUCAGGCUGGUGCGACCACUGUACAAGUUGGAAAAGAACACGAAGGGGAAGGGACCAAACAGGAAGAAGUUGGCACAACACAAUUAGGUGAAGGAGGCGCAACGACAGCUCACGCUAUGACAGAACACGAAGAAGAAGUAAGCAAGGAGGAAGAAAUUGUAACAACUGAAGAAGUUCAAGGUGGUGCGACCACUGUACAAGAAGGAAAAGAACACGAAGGGGGAGAGAACAAGGAGGAAGAAGUUGGCACGACACAACUAGUUGAAGGUGGUGCGACAACAGCUCAUGUUGCGACAGAACAUGGUGAAGAAGUAAGCAAGGAGGAAGAAAUUGUAACAACUGAAGAAGUUCAAGGUGGUGCGACCACUGUACAAGAAGGAAAAGAACACGAAGGGGGAGAGAAUAAGGAGGAAGAAGUUGGCACAACACAACUAAUUGAAGGUGGGGCGACGACAGCUCAUGUUGCGCCAGAACACGAAGAAGAAGUAAGCAAGGAAGAAGAAAUUGUAACAACUGAGGUAGUUGAAGGUGGUGCGACCACAGUACAGGCAGGAAAAGAACACGAAGGGGAAGAGACCAAGAAAGAAGAAGUUGGCACAACACAACUAGUGGAAGGUGGUGCGACGACAGCUCAUGUUGCGACAGAACACGGAGAAGAAGUAAGCAAAGAGGCAGAAGCCUUCACAACUGAAGAAGUUCAGGCUGGUGCGACCACUGUACAAGUUGGAAAAGAACACGAAGGGGAAGGGACCAAACAGGAAGAAGUUGGCACAACACAAUUAGGUGAAGGAGGCGCAACGACAGCUCACGCUAUGACAGAACACGAAGAAGAAGUAAGCAAGGAGGAAGAAAUUGUAACAACUGAAGAAGUUCAAGGUGGUGCGACCACUGUACAAGAAGGAAAAGAACACGAAGGGGGAGAGAACAAGGAGGAAGAAGUUGGCACGACACAACUAGUUGAAGGUGGUGCGACAACAGUUCAUGUUGCGACAGAACAUGGUGAAGAAGUAAGCAAGGAGGAAGAAAUUGUAACAACUGAAGAAGUUCAAGGUGGUGCGACCACUGUACAAGAAGGAAAAGAACACGAAGGGGGAGAGAAUAAGGAGGAAGAAGUUGGCACAACACAACUAAUUGAAGGUGGGGCGACGACAGCUCAUGUUGCGCCAGAACACGAAGAAGAAGUAAGCAAGGAAGAAGAAAUUGUAACAACUGAGGUAGUUGAAGGUGAUGCGACCACAGUACAGGCAGGAAAAGAACACGAAGGGGAAGAGACCAAGAAAGAAGAAGUUGGCACAACACAACUAGUGGAAGGUGGUGCGACGACAGCUCAUGUUGCGACAGAACACGGAGAAGAAGUAAGCAAAGAGGCAGAAGCCUUCACAACUGAAGAAGUUCAGGCUGGUGCGACCACUGUACAAGUUGGAAAAGAACACGAAGGGGAAGGGACCAAACAGGAAGAAGUUGGCACAACACAAUUAGGUGAAGGAGGCGCAACGACAGCUCACGCUAUGACAGAACACGAAGAAGAAGUAAGCAAGGAGGAAGACAUUGUAACAACUGAAGAAGUUCAAGGUGGUGCGACCACUGUACAAGAAGGAAAAGAACACGAAGGGGGAGAGAACAAGGAGGAAGAAGUUGGCACGACACAACUAGUUGAAGGUGGUGCGACAACAGCUCAUGUUGCGACAGAACAUGGUGAAGAAGUAAGCAAGGAGGAAGAAAUUGUAACAACUGAAGAAGUUCAAGGUGGUGCGACCACUGUACAAGAAGGAAAAGAACACGAAGGGGGAGAGAAUAAGGAGGAAGAAGUUGGCACAACACAACUAAUUGAAGGUGGGGCGACGACAGCUCAUGUUGCGCCAGAACACGAAGAAGAAGUAAGCAUGGAAGAAGAAAUUGUAACAACUGAGGUAGUUGAAGGUGGUGCGACCACAGUACAGGCAGGAAAAGAACACGAAGGGGAAGAGACCAAGAAAGAAGAAGUUGGCACAACACAACUAGUGGAAGGUGGUGCGACGACAGCUCAUGUUGCGACAGAACACGGAGAAGAAGUAAGCAAAGAGGCAGAAGCCUUCACAACUGAAGAAGUUCAGGCUGGUGCGACCACUGUACAAGUUGGAAAAGAACACGAAGGGGAAAGGACCAAACAGGAAGAAGUUGGCACAACACAAUUAGGUGAAGGAGGCGCAACGACAGCUCACGCUAUGACAGAACACGAAGAAAAAGUAAGCAAGGAGGAAGAAAUUGUAACAACUGAGGUAAUUGAAGCUGGUGCGACCAGAGUACAGGUAGGAGAAGAACACAAAGGGGAAGAGACCAAGGCAGAAGAAGUUGGCACAACACAACUAAUUGAAGGUGGUGCGACGACAGCUCAUGUUGCGACAGAACACGGAGAAGAAGUAAGCAAGGAGGCUGAAGCUGUCACAACUGAAGAAGUUCAAGGUGGUGCCACCACUGUACAAGAAGGAAAAGAACACGAAGGGGGAGAGAACAAGGAGGAAGAAGUUGGCACAACACAAUUAAUUGAAGGUGGGGCGACGACAGCUCAUGUUGCGCCAGAACACGAAGAAGAAGUAAGCAAGGAAGAAGAAAUUGUAACAACUGAGGUAGUUGAAGGUGGUGCGACCACAGUACAGGCAGGAAAAGAACACGAAGGGGAAGAGACCAAGAAAGAAGAAGUUGGCACAACACAACUAGUGGAAGGUGGUGCGACGACAGCUCAUGUUGCGACAGAACACGGAGAAGAAGUCAGCAAGGAGGCAGAAGUUGCCACAACUGAAAUAGUUGAAGGUGGUGGGACCACAGUACAAGCAGGAAAAGAACACGAAGGGGAAGAUAUCAAAGAAGAAGCCGUUGGCACGACACAGCUAGCUGAAGGUGGUGCGACAACAGCUCAUGUUGCGACAGACAAUGGAGAAGAAGUAAGCAAGGAGGCAGAAGCUGUCACAACUGAAGAAGUUCAAGGUGGUGCGACCACAGUACAAACAGGAAAAGAACAAGAAGGUGAAGAGACCAAAGAGGAAGUAGUUGGCACAACACAACUAGUUGAGGGUGGUGCGACGACAGCUCAUGUUGCGACAGAACAUGGAGAAGAAAUAAGCACGGAGGCAGAAGCUAUGACAACUGAAGUAGUUGAGGGUGGUGGGACCACAGAACAAGCAGUAAAAGAACACGAAGAAGAAGAGACCAAGGAGGAAGAAGUUGGCACAACACAAUCAGCGGAAGGGGGCACAAUGACAACUCACGCUGUGGCAGAACACGAAGAAGAAGUGAGCAUAGAGGAAGAAAUUGUAACAACUGAGGUAGUUGAAGGUGGUGCAACCACAGUACAAGAAGGACAAGAACACGAAGGGGGAGGGAACAAGGAGGAAGAAGUUGGCACAACACAAUUAGGAGAAGGGGGCGCAACGACAGCUCAUGUUGCGACAGAACACGAAGAAGAAGUAAGCAAGGAGGAAGAAUUUGUAACAACUGAGGCAGUAGAAGGUGGGGCGACCACAGGACAAGCAGGAAAAGAAUACGAAGGGGAAGAGACCAAAGAGGAAGAAGUUGGCACAACACAACUAGUUGAAGGUGGUGCGACGACAGCUCAUGUUGCAACAGAACAUGGAGAAGAAGUAAACAAGGAGGCUGAAGCUGUCACAACUGAAGAAGUUCAAGGUGGUGCCACCACUGUACAAGAAGGAAAAGAACACGAAGGGGGAGAGAACAAGGAGGAAGAAGUUGGCACAACACAACUAGUUGAAGGUGGUGCGACGACAGCUCAUGUUGCAACAGAACAUGGAGAAGAAGUAAACAAGGAGGCUGAAGCUGUCACAACUGAAGAAGUUCAAGGUGGUGCGACUACCGUACAAUCAGGAAAAGAACACGAAGGGGAAGAGACCAAGGAGGAAGAAGUUGGCACAACACAACCAGUUGAAGGUGGUGCGACAACAGCUCAUGUUGCGACAGAACAUGGAGAAGAAUUAAGCACGGAGGCAGAAGCUAUGACAACUGAAAUAGUUGAGGGUGGUGGGACGACAGCUCAUGUUGCGACAGAACACGGAGAAGAAGUAAGCAAGGAGGCAGAAGCUGUCACAACUGAAGUAGUUGAAGGUGGUGGGGCCACAGGACAAACAGGAAAGGAACACGAAGGGGAAGAGACCAAAGAGGAAGUAGUUGGCACAACACAACUAGUUGAGGGUGGUGCGACGACAGCUCAUGUUGUGUCAGAACAUGGAGAAGAAGUAAGCACGGAGGCAGAAGCUAUGACAACUGAAGUAGUUGAGGGUGGUGGGACUACAGAACAAGCAGUAAAAGAACACGAAGGAGAAGAGACCAAGGAGGAAGAAGUUGGCACAACACAAUCAGCGGAAGGGGGCACAAUGACAGCUCAUGUUGCGACAGAACACGAAGAAGAAGUAAGCAAAGAAGAAGAAAUUGUAACAACUGAGGUAGUUGAAGGUGGUGCGACCACAGUACAGGUAGGAAAAGAACACGAAGGGGGAGAGAACAAGGAGGAAGAAGUUGGCACAACACAACUAAUUGAAGGUGGGGCGACGACAGCCCAUGUUGCGGCAGAACACGAAGAAGAAGUAAGCAAGGAGGAAGAAUUUGUAACAACUGAAGCAGUUGAAGGUGGGGCGACCACAGGACAAGCAGGAAAAGAAUACGAAGGGGAAGAGACCAAAGAGGAAGAAGUUGGCACAACACAACUAGUUGAAGGUGGUGCGACGACAGCUCAUGUUGCGACAGAACAUGGAGAAGAAGUAAGCAUGGAGGCAGAAGCUGUCACAACUGAAGAAGUUCAAGGUGGUGCGACCACGGUACAUGCCGGAAAAGAACAAGAAGGGGAAGAGACCGAGGUGAAAGAAGUUGGGACAACACAACUAGCUGUGAGUGGCGCUACGAUAGUUCAGACUGCAAUAGAACAUGAAGAAGAAUCAAGUAGGGAAGAAAAAGGUGGCACCACAACAGUAUACGUUCUACGUGAGCAUGAAGGAGAAGGAAACAAAGAGCAAGAAGCAGCCACCAAAGAAAAAGUGGUAGAAGUCUCUUCGAAACUAUUUGAAACAACAGCACGUGAAGAACAAAUGAGUAAGGAGCUAGAGGUUGCCACAAUUGAAGUCAUUACAGAGGAGGAAAGAAUGUCACCCGUAGGAACCAUUGCUGGACAGACUACUGUGAACAAUUUACCUGGGGAGACUGUUCAUCAUACAACUCUUAAUGCAAAAACUGUAAUAGAAUUUAAUAAUUUACACACAACAGGUAAAUUUGCAGAAGCUACAGUUUAUCUUGAAGAUAUUGUGAGUCAAACACCCGAAGAAGUCGUAGUUACAUUUAAAACAAUUUCAUCUAACGAUCAAAAUUUAAUACCUGGAACAUUUAAACAAACUACAAAUUUAUUGUUGAAACAUGAAACUGGAGUCGAUAGGAAGUUAGGCAAGGGGACAGAAACAACUAUGCAAGAAACUGCAGUCGGCAAGUUUAGUAAAAGGCAUGAAACGACUGAAUUACUAACUGAAUUGCAAACUACGACAAGAAGAGGCACAGAAGUUAUCCAGGAAUUCGCUGAAGAUGAAAUGGAACACUUUUCAGAAAACCAUGUGACACCAUGUGAACUCUGUGAAACCGAAAGUAGGUUGAAUAAAACUUCCACACCUCACAAUGAAACUCAACAAACAGAAUUGUCGUCAACAACAGAGGAAGUAGUUUCGAAAUCAAAUGAAACGAAUUUUGCCAGUGAUUUGAAUGUGAAACAUGUUACCAAGCUUGUUAAUAUUGAGGCUGCAUCAUCAACUGUAAUUCCAGAAUAUGAAAAACAAGAAACUUCCAAUGUAGAAACGCUUGAACAUAUUAGUCCCCAUAGUUCCGUAAUGCCGGAAGAAUUAGAGUCAAAAAUUCGUAACGAAAGUACAGAACAUAUGCUUGCAGAAACAGAAAAGGGAGAAAAUAUUAGCGACGAAUAUGAGGGAAACGAAGUGAGUAAUAUUUCUGAAAUCCCUCAAACAAAAAAAGAAAAGACUACAGUUUCGGAAAGCGAGUCAACAACCGUGGUUUCGAAAUCAAGUGAAGUGAAUUUUGUUAGCGACUUAAAUGUUUUGAAACAUAUUACCGAGUUUGGUAACACUGAAGUUAUAACAUCAUCUGUAAUUCUAGAAGAUGAAGAAUUAGAAACUUCCAACACAGAAGCGCUGGAACAUGUUACUCGUCAUAGUUCCAUAAUACCGGAAGAAUUGGAGUCAAAAAUCUUUAACGAAAGUACAGAACAUUCACUUGCAACAGAAAGGGGAGAAAAUGUUAGCAACGAAUAUGAGGAAUACGAAGUGAGUAAUCUUUCUGCAACCACUCAAACAAAAAAGGAAAGCGAGCCAGCAACUGUGGUUUCAAAAUCAAGUGAAACGAAUUUUGUUAGCGACCUGAAUGUUUUGAAACAUAUUACCGAGUUUGGUAACACUGAAGUUGCAACAUCAUCUGUAAUGCUAGAACAUGAAGAGCAAGGAACUUCCAAUGCAGAAUUAGUGGAACAUCAUAGUUCCAUAAAAUCGGAAGAAUUGGAGUUACAAAUCUUUAACGAAAGUACAGAACAUAUGCUUGAAGAAACAGAAAAGGGAGAAAGUACUAACAGCGAAUCUGAAGAAUACGAAGUGAGUAAUCUUUCUGAAACCACACAGAACAAAAACGAAAAGACUGGAGUUUCGGAAACCGAGUCAACAACAAAUUUAUUGCCGAAACAACAAACUGGAAUCGGUAAAAAGUUUGACGAAGGGACAGCGACAACUUUGCAAGAAACUGCAGUCGGCAAGUUUAGUAAAGAGCAAGAAACAACCGAAUUACUGACUGAAUUACAGACUACGACAAGAAAAGGCACAGAAGUUAUCCAGGAAUUCGCUGAAGAUGAAAUGGAACACUUUUCAGAAAAUAGUGUGACACCGUGUGAACUCUGUGAAACCGAAAGCAUGUUCAAUAAAACUUCUACACCUCAGACUAAAACUCAACAAACAGAGUUAUCGUCAACAACAAUGGAAGUAGUUUCAAAAUCAAGUGAAACGAAUUUUGCUAUUGGUUCGAAACAUUUUAACACUAAGGUUGCAACAUCAAGCGUAAUUCCAGAACAUGAAGAACAAAAAACUUCCAACAUAGAAACUCUGGAACAUGUUAGUCAUUAUAGUUCCAUAAUACCGGAAGAACUGGAGUCAAAAAUCCUUAACGAAAGUACAGAACAUAUGCUUGAAGGAACAGAAAAGGAAGAAAAUACUAGUAACGAAUACGACGAAUACGAAGUGAGUAAUAUUUCUGAAAUCACUCUAACAGAAAAAGAAAAAACUACAGUUUCGGAAAGCGAGUUUCAUGAGUUACAACAAGUAACAGAAUUCCCUAGUGUUCAAAAUCAACUUACUGAAAAGUCGUCUUCGGUAUCAAUAGCGACUAACAUAAGUGAAGAAGAAUAUGUUACUGAAGGUGUAACACCAUUUUUUGAAACAGAGGAAGAAAACGGUUCUGAAACACUUAAAGAAACUGCUACGACGUACCCAUAUACAACAGUUAAUGUAAGUGAAGAACAACAUAAAAGUAAGGGUUCUAAGGCUUCCAACGUUUCAAAUGCGCUAAAGUUCAGUACUACUGUCAUGUUGCUGAUUUCCUCUGUAUAUGGCAACCAUACUGCUGGUACUGGGGGGACCACACACAAACCCACAACUCUUCCUUCUGUUUAUGUUGACCUCCCUGUAUUUUUACCAAAUACGUCGACCUCUCACUUUCAAGAACAUGCAACGGCGCAUACUACUCCCUUAGAGAGUCAUUUAAUAAAAAUCAUGAGCAGUAACGUAACUGAAACAUUGAUACUCUUUCUAAGUGGACCAAACAAUGAAGCUAUGAAAAAAUUAAAUGGAUCCAAGUGGGUAAGACGUUUGGGCCCGUCCGAAGCAAAGUAUCAAGCUUACUCCGCGAUUCCACCUUACGAAGCCAUACCUUUAACAAAAAUACCUUUUCCAAAGUAUAUAGGCUUGGAUGAAUGCACGAAAGGUGAUUUUGAGAACAAUAAUAAGUGUUUCUGUUCGGUUGAUAGUUUGUUGUCAUCUCUGAAGCAAGGAGUAGUGGGGCAAAACACAACUGAACAUUUGGCUUGUUUGAAUUAUCUUAAAGUUCACGGCGGGGUGACCAUCGGGAAUGAAUCAGUGCCUCACAUAAGAAAAAAAAGAAGUUACUGGUUUGGCAAAUAUGAUGCCGAAAUGAAAAGGGAAGCGAUAGAUUAUACUAAGGGUUUUUUUAAGGAGGAUUUCAAAAUUCAUAAUACAGAUGCUCGAAUAUAUGCUUUGCCCGAUUCAAGAGUGAUAUUACCAUGUUUGAACAGAGACGAAGUUAUUGAAUAUAAUAGAUAUAUGCAAUAUUACUGGACAUUUGAAGAUGAAGUCCGUAUCAAUGAUCAUCAAAUACAAGAAAAUGAAGGUAACUUACUCAUAGAAGAUGUAAUGCCUAAAGAUAGUGGAAACUACACGUGCACAGUAAAAUCGCGGCUCAAUGAAAAAAGUAAUAUCGUACAAAAAUAUUACCAUCAGCUGGUGAUUGUGUCUACGCCCAUAUACAAAGUUACAACUAGUCUUAUUUACGAUCUAAAAGAACCGUGUGAAUUAAGCGAUGGUGAUAUUUUAUCUAUGUAUUUGCCCAACAUUCUAGAUGGUCUUUUAUGCGGAUAUCACGAAAAAAUGUGCAAAAUUGAUGUUCGUCGACCGCUGUGCAUUAACAGGGAGGAAGAAAAACUGAUAAACGUCACAUUCACGGUAACAAUGUUCACUUUAAAAGAAAUUGUACCCAUGAUUGACAUUAACAGUUGCAACUUAAACUGUCAAAUGGAGCUAUGCUCAAAUCUUGCUGCAGUUUUAGUCAAAAAUAUUCAAACUUUUGCUAAGCUUACAGUUUUUUCUAAACUCGCUCUUAAGGAACAAGAUUUUAAUCCAAAGAAAGUUGAACACUUGAAGAAGAAAGAAAAAGGACGGUGGUCAACACCACCUGUACUGAUUGUCACUUGUCCCAGUGGAUUUGGCGUAGAAAAAAAAGAACCUCGAAUUUGUGUUGUUUGUCCAAAAAAUACGUACAAUGUUGGCUCGGAAUCUUACUGCAAAGAGUGUCCGGCUGGACAAUACCAACCAAUAGCUGGAUCUAAGUCAUGUUUGGUCUGUUCUUCCCCAUUAGAAAAUCGAGCAUGUCUUCGGGUUCUGUAUGCGAACACUGAGUACUUCAAGAUAUAUGUAGGUGUUGCUUUUGCGAUAGUGUUGUUCCUUAUUAUCGUUAUUUGCUAUUGCACAAGAAAUGGCACUGCGGACUCUUUAACCAACAGUAAAAGGCACGAUUAUGUAUAUACUAUGUUAAGAAAGGAUGCUGAUGUAGAACGAGGGACGAAUCAACCUUUAUUAAAGAACACUAACAGAGGACACAUAAGAAAUACUGCUCCACCACAAUUGCCACCCCGUGAUUUUUAGUAUACGGAUAUUUUAAUUUUUAUAUUAUUUAUUUUUAA